Cokeromyces recurvatus is the source of this 1126-nucleotide messenger RNA. RefSeq names its product thioredoxin-like [2Fe-2S] ferredoxin-domain-containing protein. The record is from RefSeq and is a predicted model, not a curated record. Gene Ontology annotation, molecular function: NADH dehydrogenase activity. NCBI's taxonomy places the organism in Eukaryota, Fungi, Mucoromycota, Mucoromycetes, Mucorales, Mucoraceae. The transcript has 3 exons. The coding region runs from base 278 to 1030 and encodes 250 amino acids.
UUUUUUUUUUUUUAAUAUAAAACAAAAGACAAUCUUUGCAUCUACACACACAUGUGAAUAUUUAUAUCUAUAAAAGCAAUUUAAUUCCAGCAUUUACGUCACGAAAAAAAAAAUACAAAUAUUUUUAUCUGGGUUUUAACAUAUUGUGGGGUGAAGUUUGGAGGGGUAAAAACAAAAAAAAAAAGAAGUAAAACAUCAUUGUUUAUCUCCUCUUUUUUUUUUCAUUAAUUAAACCUCUCCUCUCCCCACCACCACCCCUUCUCUGUUUCUUAUAAUAAUGAAUUCUAUGCGUUCUCUUGUUCGACAGGCAAUUAAACCACUUACUCGGAAUAGCUUUGCUAAACGUACAAUUUAUUCUACACCUGCUUCUUUUUCAGAUGCAAUUUUUGUGCAUCGUGACACACCUGAAAAUAAUCCCAGCAUUCCUUUUGAAUUCAAUGAGGAUAAUAAAAAGCGAAUUAAUGAAAUUUUAAAAAAAUAUCCUGAACAAUAUAAGAAAGCAGCUAUUAUGCCUUUAUUAGAUCUCGGACAGAGACAACACGGUUUUACUUCUAUUUCAGUUAUGAAUGAAGUUGCACGUCUAUUAGAAGUUCCACCUAUGCGUGUUUAUGAAGUAGCUACGUUUUAUACAAUGUAUAACCGUCAACCAGUAGGUAAAUAUUUCCUUCAAUUAUGUACAACAACGCCUUGUCAGUUAGGUGGAUGUGGAUCUACAAAGAUUUUGAAGACAAUUAAAGAAAACCUUGGCAUUGAAGUAGGCGAAACAACAAAGGAUGGUAAAUUUACUUUGGUUGAAGUUGAGUGUGCUGGUGCUUGUGUUAAUGCUCCUGUCAUGGCUAUUAAUGAUGAUUAUUAUGAGGAUUUGACGCCUGAAACAACUGUAAAGCUUUUAGAAAACUUAAAAGCUGAUAAACCAAUUACUCCCGGUCCUCAAAAUGGACGUCAUACAUGUGAGUACGCUCCAGGUGUUUAUACUACACUAAAUGAAGAGCCUUAUGGUCCUGGAUUCAGAGUUCGUGAUGACUUGUAAUAAGACAAUGAUAAAUAAAUAAAUGAAUAAAAAAAAUAAAUAAAAAUAUAGAUAUGAUUUAGGCAAAAUAAAUAAAUAAAAAAAAAAUUAAAAAAC